AUGGAAGACGACGACGACGACUACGGCUACGACGAGUUUGACUCCCUGCCACCGGGAACGUUGUAUGAGCUGGAACAGAAUGCUUUCCAAGCAACCCAGGCGUCAGCCUCACAAUACCACUCAAAUCCCAUAAACAGCAACCCCGUGCUCCACGCUCAAGCAGUGCCAUUCAACAACAAUGCUGGAUCGUUGAGACCGCCGCCCCGUCUACACACCGGAUUGACGAGCGACUACAAUACACUGGAGGUGGGGGAAUUGGAGGCCGAGGUGUAUGAUAAUGUUGGUAAACCGCAUGCCAUUCCACAUGAGCAACAUGUAAUCGCCACAGAUCCUGGCCUUGCAGCCAAUGUGCUGACGGACGAUGCCAUGGAUGUGGACGAGUACUAUGGUCAAGGGAACGACGCCACAGAGAUCAAUGCACACCUGGCUCAGAUGGAACAAGAAAGAGAACGCAUUUUACAGGAGCUAGCCGAAGCGAGGAUGCAAUUGGAAACGAAAGCCGGAGAAAUCUCAAUCAUUCGGAGGAAGCAGACAACGAUGACACAAGACUAUGACCGGCAAAUAGCGGCUUUAAGGAAAUCUAUGGCUGAGGAAGUGGCGAGACACAAGCAAGAGAUUGAUGCAGCCGUGUCCGAAGGCAAGGUACUGGCGACAGAGAAUGUAUUUCUUCAACAAGACCUCGUGGAUGAAACCUACCAGCUUCGGAGCUACAAGUCCAAACCUCGCGAGAUGGAAGCCCCAGUGACUCCUCGAAAGUCCCGGGUGCUUCCCUUCCGCGAUGGAUUUGAAGAUGACGAAAUAGCCAUGGUGUCGCCCAGCAAGUCUGCAGCACGUUCCAAACGAGCCACGCCGACAGUUCCAGGAAAGCGCAAACGGCAAUUAAGCCAAGAUGGCGCUGCGCCACUAGAUCUGAAUCCCGCAGGCGUGGAACAUAUUAUGACUGAUGCGACUGAUGUCCCAGCCGAAGUUGACGAGAUAAAGCGCAAGUCUGCAGAAGGUGGUCGCAACCAGCGGUUUAUGAUACGGCUUUUGAGUCACCGUACAUAUCCCAACCAAGAAACCGAUUUCGAAGCCAUGGCCAAUCUUGCAUUUCCCUCGGAGCCACAUCGACAUAUGUCCAGCAUCAUUAUGGAGGCCAUGGCUCGUGUCGACCCGAGCAGCUACGUAUUAGAAUAUACGCAAACGAUCGCUUCGUUGUGGCAGCGUGCUAUCCACGAGAAGUUCUACGAGCCGAUCCCCCGAUUCGAAGCUAUCACAAAGUAUAGUCUGAUGUCAGAUGAUGUCCCACUCUCCGAACUGAUCACACCUCUAGUUGGAGUCUUGCAAGAUACUGUGGAAGUGAAUGCAGUUCCUCGCUUCAAGUACGCCCCGGCAUCACGAGAUAAACGAGUUACUCGACAGACGCCACAAUCAGAUCUGCAGCCCCUCGUUGACUCGACUGGUGCCAUGCGUCUACUUCACCAGAUUGCCUGUGGAGUAUUGCACAUCAAAAGUGCAAUGGAGACAUUCUGGCAAAACAUCCGUAUCUCGUUCAUUCUCGUGAUGUUGCACCCUUCACACCCACUGGGUGACAUUGUGCUUUUGAUGAACCUCCUAUCAACAAGUAUUCGUGCAGAUUCCUUUGGUCCGAUCAGAACUUCCGACCAGGAUCAAUUAGACGUGCAAAAGUGGAUUGUGGACCGCCUCACGCACAUGCUGAGCGAGCCCGCGAUACCAGAUGAAGGCGUGGAGCCAUACACCGCAUACGACAUUUGCGCAAUGCGCCUCGAGGUCCUGCUGCUGCUGGAGUCACUUGCAUUCAACCCUAUGGCCCCAUCCCAAAAAAAUGCUAGCACCAUCCUUGCAUUGCACCCGAAUGCACUCGCCCGUUUAUUCCGGUCGAUGCAUGAUGAGCUAGAUGCACUUUACUCCUCCCCGCCAGAGUCAGAGCUGCGUGUUGCGUUGGUGAAUGGCCUUAUGCGGCUGGUUUUUGGGGUUAUGCGGCAACAUGGCCCCCUGAUCAAUAUGCAGGAGAAGCUGGCGUGUGUUCCUGGCAGCAAACAGAAGCAUCUCGUUGUGUUAACUCGUUUAGCAUUCUGUGAUGGCACCGUGCUGGAGGCGGGCAUUGACGAUGACACUGUUGACAUGGCGCAUGAGCUUCUCGAGGAAUGGACUAAUCCUCAAGAAGCAGAGUCAUUGGCGGAGGCAUUCCCAAGUUCUAGGAGAGAGUGA
This is a messenger RNA of Penicillium coprophilum, 2211 nucleotides long. RefSeq lists its product as uncharacterized. NCBI's taxonomy places the organism in Eukaryota, Fungi, Ascomycota, Eurotiomycetes, Eurotiales, Aspergillaceae. The record is from RefSeq and is a predicted model, not a curated record. The coding region runs from base 1 to 2211 and encodes 736 amino acids. The transcript has 2 exons.